This is a messenger RNA of Megalobrama amblycephala (Wuchang bream), 1894 nucleotides long. Its product is annotated as polymeric immunoglobulin receptor-like. Gene Ontology annotation, biological process: negative regulation of T cell proliferation; cell surface receptor signaling pathway; immune response. The record is from RefSeq and is a predicted model, not a curated record. Lineage: Eukaryota; Metazoa; Chordata; Actinopteri; Cypriniformes; Xenocyprididae. The transcript is spliced from 6 exons. Bases 430 to 1398 code for a protein of 322 amino acids. Gene Ontology annotation, cellular component: external side of plasma membrane.
GGCAUAAUAGGUCCUCUUUAAACGCUCGUUUUUUGGGGUUGACAGCUUAUAUAAACUUUUUUUAGCUUGUUUGCUGUACACCUCGUCACAUAGCAGCUUUUAGACAUUGUUCUGUUGGAUCGUUUCCCCCCCGGUGGGCAUGGUUUUCAGAUUAUGACGCGUGUUGCUCUGUUUCUAUAGAUGUGUUUUAAGGAAGCAACUGUGUGUAUUUGUGUGUGUGAAGGUGUUUGUGGUUUCAUGUGCAAAAUUACCUCACAAAUGUAAGAAUAUAUAAAGAUAUGAGAUUUGCAAGAGCUUCUGAUCUGCUUCUGAUCUGCUAGAGAUGUAUCAUGAAACAGGAAGUUGUACUUUCUGAAAAGAGCUAACAGGAACUUUAAAAAGAAAAAAGACACAAAACAGAGUCAUGCCAUUAGUGAGUGAGAACCAGUCAUGAGGGACCAUUUAUAUCUUUUCUUCUUUAUGAUUCAAUUUAGUUCUGGCUGUAUUCUUUCAAAUGAGCGUCAGAAAAUAGAAAUAACAGGAUACACAGGUGGAUCAGUGGUGCUGCCCUGCUCCUGCGCUCAUCCUCAGUCGACAGUCAACACAUUCACAUGGCUGUUUGAUGGCGGUGGACAAUGGAUUUCAGUAUUUGAGGAUGAGGAGUACAGCGGCAGACGUGUGCUGUUUAAUGAAAGUUCUCCACAAAAUCUGUCUCUUCUCAUUUCUGACCUCAGAAAGGAAGAUCAAGGGUACUAUGAGUGUAUGACUGAACAACAUACAUUCAUUCAUUUAACAGUGAAGGGCUGUAAUUUGGUUCAGAACACAGAGGCAAUGAAUGCGGUGACUGGAUAUUCAGGAAAGUAUGUGGUUCUGCCCUGCUCAUGCUCUGAACUACUGGCUAAACCUGAACAGAUACGAUGGAGGUAUUAUGUAGGAAACACUUUUAAGGAAAUUUACCCAAAUGAAAAGACUGAGAGGCACAAGAACAGACUCAAACUGUUGAAUCAAACAUCUCCAGGAAAUCUCUCUCUACACAUAUCAGCACUGACCGCAGAGGACGAAGGAGACUAUUCUUGUUCUGUCUCGUCACAAACAGUCUCCUACAGACUUCAUGUUGAAGUUACUCUCAGGACAGAGAAACCACACAUCCAUACAUCCAUCAGUUUAUCAACACUUCAACCUUCACACCAAACACAAGAACUUCCACCACCUCAACAACCACACCAAACACUUCAAUAUCUCUUCAUUCUAGUGGCAGUGUUUCCCUUAGCACUGAUUCUGCCAUUUCUGGCUUUAUCUUCUAGAUAUGCAAAGGAUGAAGUGGCAUGUUCUGCUAUAGUCUAUGUUGAAAAGGCAUUCCCACCUGAUCACACACAGAAUAAUGUAGUGGAGCUCAUUGAGUGUCAAUACCAAUGCUGAACGGACUUAACUCCCCCCCCUUCCAUUUUAAACAGAAUUCACAUUCACAGUGUUUAGUCUAGUAAUCGAGCUUAUGUCCUUUACAUGUUACAGUACAUGGGCAAAUGGGGAGAUGGUCUUCUAAUUAACAUGUCUGGCUAUUACAGUAAUUUCUGUUAGAAAAAGUCAAUUUCUUUUCCUGUAUGGAUGUUGAUAUGCUGAAACAGAGGAAGAACUUUGUUGCCACAAAGUUGAAAGCAUAGUAAAGUGAGACACUGUUCAUUUGUCAUUGCAUGCUAGUUUUAUGAUUGCACUGUAUUUUUUUCUUUCAGGUUGGUUUUUUUUUUUUUUUUUAAUUUUAGUCCUCAUUUUACUAAUUUAGUCCCUCAUACUGCUAAUGAACAUUAUUGAUGUAUGUAUUGAAACAGCCUUGUACAGUAUAUUUUGCGCAACAUUUCUAAAACUGCUAUAAUGGCCUGCUUACUGGCAAAACAAAAAAAAAACGAUUUCAUCAGCA